Messenger RNA from Carcharodon carcharias (great white shark), 3218 nucleotides. RefSeq names its product S1 RNA binding domain 1 (gene srbd1). Gene Ontology annotation, molecular function: structural constituent of ribosome; mRNA binding. Gene Ontology annotation, biological process: translation; nucleobase-containing compound metabolic process. The transcript has 22 exons. The record is from RefSeq and is a predicted model, not a curated record. The coding region runs from base 197 to 3190 and encodes 997 amino acids. Lineage: Eukaryota; Metazoa; Chordata; Chondrichthyes; Lamniformes; Lamnidae.
GCCGGUGGCGUGGCGCGAGGGGUUUCUAAAGGUGGCGCGAGAGGGAAAGCAAAACACCCUGGGACAGCGGCACUCCGACAGAGAGACACUGAGGGUAGGGUGGCAUCCCCGACAGAGCAGCGCCCCGGAGACAUUGAGACCUUGUGGGAAAAAAUCCCCGGUGGUGAAAUACAUUGAAUUCAAGUGUUUAACAGUGAUGUCGGGAAUAACGAAUUUAGCAGGUCAAAAACGACCAUUUUCAGAAGAUGAUGAUUCAUUUCUUAAUAUAACUUCUGAAUCUGGUUCUGAAGAAGAAGAAGAAGAAUGGGUCCCGAAAAAAAUAAUUGCAAGGAAGCCAAAAAAAUCUGUAGCAAAGCCAGUGGUUGUAAAAAAGAAAGUUAAGUCUGAAGCAGAAAGCACUGGAACAAAAAGAAAAUCGGUGAAAAGAUCUACAAUAAAGACAGCUGUUAAAAAGAACAGGAAAAAAACACCAGAAAAGAUUAAUGUGGAUCCACAUGUUAUGGCACUAUCGCCAGUUUUGAACACUAAUGAAGAUAAAUUACCAUCACAAAUUAAGCAAAAUUUAGGAAACAUGAAAUCAAUGCCUCAGCAAGCUGCAAUGCAAAUCAAGAAAGAAAUGGAACAUUGUGGGAUUAAAGUGGAACAACCAUCAACAAGCACACAUUUGAGUGAAAAGAGAAUCAAGGAAGAAGCGGAUAUAUCUUUUACGUGGGAGGAGCCAGCUUUGAAGAAGCAGAAGGUUGAGAAUUGUCUAGAUGGGAAACCAAUAAAACUACAGAGAGGAUGUGUAGAGAUUGGGGACAUGCAGAUGAACUGGAAUAUAACCCAGGUGUUGUCUGAGAGGACGAAUACAGAAGCAUGGGCUUGCGCAAACCUCAUUCGCCUGUUCAAAGAAGAAAAUACUAUUCCAUUUAUUGCCCGUUAUCGAAAGGAGCUCACCAAUAACAUGGAUGCUGAUACAUUGCGAGAAGUACAACAGACGCUCGAAGAACUGACCACAGUAAUAAAGAAAGCACACACAGCCAUACAGAAAGUAGCAAAAGAAGAAAAACUUACACCUUUUUUAAAAAACGCUUUGCUGAACUGCCAGACUCUAGAAGAAGUGGAACAUGUGUUUGCUCCUUAUAAGAGUGGAAGUAAGAAGACAAAAGCUCAGCAGGCACGUCAGCUUGGCUUAGAACCUGCAGCAAAUCUAUUGAUUGACUCUCCACGAGAACUUAAUCUAAAUAAUUACAUUAAAGCAAAUGUGAAAGGCCUUUCAAGUGUGGCAGAAAUAGAGACAGGAAUACAGCACAUUUUAGCAGACAUGAUCUCUAAAGACAGAGAAACGUUGAACUGCAUCCGGAAAUUGUGUGAACAAAAUACUGUUUUUAUUCAGUCAACUUUGACAAAAACAACUGCAAAAGAAAAGGAUGGAAACAAAAAAGAUACUGAGAAAUUCCGUCUGUACCAUAACUUUAGCAGCAGUAUUGGAAACACCCAUCAUCAUCAGAUUCUGGCCAUUAACCGAGGGGAAAAAUUGAAAAUCCUGACAGUGAAGGUCAGCAUUCCUGACAGAGUGAAAAAUGAGUUCUGUAGAUGGUGCGUCAAUGAAAGAUGGAGACCACGCCACUUUGCAAGGCCUGAAUUCAUGAAACUCUUGAAGGAUUCUGCUGAAGAUUCAUAUAAACGUCUCAUUUAUCCACUUCUGUGCAGAGAGUUCAGAUCCCGUUUAAGCUCAGAUGCUGAGAAGGAAUCUAUUGCAAUGUUUGGGAGAAAUCUUCGACAGCUUCUUUUGAUUAAUCCUGUUCGUGGCCGGGUUCUGAUGGGGAUUGAUCCUGGUUUUAGGCAUGGCUGUAAAGUAUCAAUCAUUUCAGCUACAAGCCAAAUACUUCAUACUGAUGUGAUUUACAUACUUGGUCAAGGAGCGCAGCGUGAAGCUGAAAAGAUAAGGCAUUUACUUCAUAAGUACAGCUGUUCGACCAUUGUUAUUGGUAAUGGAACUGCUUGCAGGGAAACGGAAUCUUUCUUUGCUGAUUUGAUUAACAGAAAAUAUUUUGCUCCACUGGACGUUGUCUACUGCAUUACCAGUGAAGCUGGAGCAUCCAUAUACAGUGUCAGCCCAGAGGCUGCAAAAGAGAUGCCAGAUCUGGAUCCUAAUAUUCGAAGUGCAGUCUCCAUAGCAAGGCGUGUGCAGGAUCCAUUGGCUGAGUUGGUGAAAAUUGAGCCAAAACACAUUGGAGUUGGAAUGUACCAGCAUGAUGUGUCCCAGACUUUACUUAAAGCCACCCUGGACAGUGUGGUUGAAGAAUGUGUCAGCUUUGUGGGAGUGGAUAUCAACAUCAGUUCGGAAACCCUUAUGAGACAUGUUGCAGGACUCAAUGCUAGUAGAGCAAAGAAUAUAAUUGAAUGGCGUGAGAAGAAUGGACCAUUCAUCAGCAGAGAACAGCUGAAGCAAGUCAAAGGCUUGGGUCCAAAAACAUUUCAACAGUGUGCUGGUUUCAUCCGAAUUAAUCCAGAAAACAUAAAGAACUUCUGCAACAAUCAGCAACGGUCUUAUAGCACUGCGGGAGAUCAGCAGGCAGCUGAAGCAGGCAGCAGUUCCAAGGCAGGUGCCAGAGGGGGCACAACUGGGAAACCCAGCAAAAAGAAGGGCAAAACCCAGUGCACCUCAGUGCGGCCAAACCCUUUAGAUCAGACAUGUAUCCAUCCUGAAUCAUACGACACAGUGAUGAGAUUCUUAUCCUUCAUCAAUGGAAACCUGUCUGACAUUGGAAGACCUGCUAUGCAGAACAAUGUGAACACAGCACUGAAAACCAGUUUGAUGGAUGCCUUAGCUCAAAGACUUGAUACAACUGUGCCAACACUGCAGAUGAUUAUUGAUGGACUGAUACAGCCUCAUGACUAUGACAUUAGAGCAGGAUUUGAACAACAGGAUUUUAAAAGGAACAUUGUCUCUCUUAAUGACCUGAAAAAUGGAACUGUUUUGACUGGAAGAGUGGAAAAUGCUACUCUCUUUGGUGUCUUUGUUGACAUAGGUGUCGGCCGAUCUGGUCUGAUCCCUAUACGUUACAUUACAGCAGCCAAGCUACCUGCAUCUAAAAGACGUCGGAGUCUAGGGCUUGGUCCUGGUGAGAGGGUGGAAGUUAAAGUGCUGGAGAUUGACCAUGCAAGAAACCGUAUAUCAUUAGAUCUUAUUCGAGUUUUGUAAAAAAAAAAAUAAAACCAAUUUGGUCAAA